AUUUGUUUGCCGGCCGCGACCGGUGUUGCUUUCCUGUUCCACGCGUCGGGGACUCACGCUCGUGACUUGCGCCGUUCACGCGCGGCAGGAGACCUUCAUCGCUUGACCCUUGAACAUCACUUCCCUUGCGAGACUGCUACUCGUGACUUAGACUGUGCCAGACAACGUCUUGCCCCCUUCAAGACUUCGUACAAAGCCAGGCGUCCUUGACUCGCGGUCAGGCUAAUCUUGCAGCCGAGCUCGGUAUGGCAGCAUGGGCAAAGAUCUAUCACGAAAGCGAAGGAAAUUUCGUCACAAUGACGAUGCGCCAAAUCCCAACGACUCUUCAGACGAUGGUCGUGCUCACUCGCCCGACGCCGACGUCCCUGCCUACGCAGGAGACCGAGACUCUGGUGUUCGCAGACGCACGAUAGCAGAACAAGCUCGCCUCUCACCCUCGAGAGGCGUAGAGAGAGGAAGUAUAUGGGCUGUGCGGAAAUCUCAAAGUCCUCGCCGCGAUCAUGAUUCAGACAGUGACGGAGAAAGUGAAGAGGAGCAUCGUGACGUCUUUCAUCUGGAUGUGCCUUAUGUGGCCGACGAUGCAGAAGCCAUACCAACGACUGAGACCCACCCCGCCACUCUGCAGGAGGACGACAAACCACCUCUGAACGAAGAAGAGGCGGCAGAGUUGCAAGACCUGGAAGAAGAGGAAGUCGUAGAGUACUUGCGUCAGAAGCGCGAAAAGAUUCGAUUGGAUCGGAUAAGGCAAAUCGAAGAGCGCGAUGCGAGGGAGCAGGCGGAGCGUGCUGCGGCGAAGGAAGCCAGGGAGCAAGCAGAGAAAGAGAAAUGGAAGGUGAGCUGCUCGUGUGACGAGAAAGGCAUCGUGGAGUAUUUGAGCAUGUGCUGCUGUCCGCCAUGGUGCGGGUACGCUACACUAUACAUCUCAGAAAGGGCCAUGUAUGCGCCAUGAUCGGACACAGAUGCCAGAAUAGCACGACUAAGGCAAAUAUGUCCUGAGAGGCUCGUCUGCCUCACAGAAGCACAGUUAGCGCUGAUGCGACGCACAGCAGCAGCGAUCAGAUCCUCAUCCACGCCAUCCGUAUUGGAGAUG
Molecule: messenger RNA, 1090 nt
Organism: Ceraceosorus guamensis
Lineage: Eukaryota; Fungi; Basidiomycota; Exobasidiomycetes; Ceraceosorales; Ceraceosoraceae
Exons: 2
Coding region: 254-949 (231 amino acids)
Source: RefSeq, a predicted model, not a curated record